AUGAUGACCUAUUUACGUGGGUCACUUUUACAAACAACUGGAACUAAGACUUUAAAAAAUGGCUUGACUGAUGUUUAUGGGGGAGCUGUAGGCAUGGUUCUGUUUCCAACUUCCAGUAUUUCAGUUCUCGUCAAAUGGUGUUUCAUUUGGUUUGCACUAAACUGGCUUAAUAACUUUCAAGCUCAAGGACAAGUACCAUCAGUGGAGACUGUUACGAAAGCACGAUGUGUUGCCAAUUGUUACACCGUGGUAAGUCUACAUAUUUUAUGUAAGAGGCUAAGCAAAUAUGAGAAUAGGAUUAAUAAAACUAAUUUACCUUGUGUGAAACUGGCUAUUACUUUGAAAUUCUUACAAAUCAAUGUUCUUAGUGUGCAAAGUCAACACUGAAGAGCACUGAAGUUUUAUGUUCAAUUUUUUCGUUACAAUUUUAAGUCAUUGCUUCCUGGCUAUGUGCAAUUUACGUAGAUUUCAGGGCCGUAUGUGAACGAGUAUAGAUUUACAUUCACAGGUAAAAUUUUAUAUUCCACUAGGAUCCUAAUUUAUUUUAGUAAAUAUACUGAGUCAAUGGAAGGGGAAAUGCAGUUUAAAUAUACAUUUUUUUAUCUCAGUAUGGACCGUCACGGUCAAUGUGUUACUUAAUGCAGUAUUUUUGUUUGUUUGUUUGCUUUUUUUUAACCAACGAAAUUAAUAAAAGCGUUCAUAAUAAUGAUUUUAAUACUGUUAACGCAUUGUGCGUGCUAUUAUGUGGCAUAAGUGAGAAUGCCAUGGUGUUAUUUUUUUUGCUAUAAUGACCCUUCACUCUUAAUCUUUUUACUUACAACUUUCUAACUUUCAAGUUAGUAAUUUCCAGCGAUUAAAGGGACAUCUUAUCUGAUGCAUGGUAAUUCAAAUGAAAAUCAGCGCAAUAACAUUAUAGACCGACCACACUUGGGGAAGACCACGUUUUCUUUUCUUUUCCUUUUUUUUGGGGGGGGCGGGGGAGGGGGGUCGUGAAGUGCGACAUGGGCCUUUUCAAAUUUAGAAAAAUGUUAUUUAGCUCCAUUUACGAGGAUUAAGCUUUUCAAGAUUCUCGUUUAUACAAGUCCGUAAAACGAGCCUAAUUCUAACUACUAGAGCAAUUUAGCACUCGAUGAUAGAGUUUCGUGUUGGCCCUAGUUAAGGUUGAGCAAUUUGCAAAAAAGGUCUUAAAUACUUUAAAGUAGAAUUGUCCUUGGUAGUCAAAGUAUAUUUCCGUUAGCUAAGAACGAGUUACUCAUCUUGUCAUACCAAGAAUCCCUACUCACUUAAACGAGGUUUUAGACUCUGUUAUUGGGUUCAUUUUACAUAUUUAAUUUGUAUCAUUGUUUUUUAAUUUUUCUGUUUUAGUAUGCAGACAAAAAAAGUGACUCUGAGAGGAUAUGUGGAACCGCGGCUUGUCAAGAAGUAAGUGCUGAUUUCGACUGAACAGAAUGUCUGUUCUUGAGACUUCUUAAAGGCUUUUAUUGACUACAAUUGUCACUGCCAUAUUUUGCAAUACUUGGCAUUCAAGGAAAACCAAUUUUCCUCCAGUUCCUAUAAAUCCAUAACUUUUUCGGAUGUGAAAAAUUUAUCGUUCUGAUCAUUCUUAUUUUCAACAGUACCCUAAUGUUUGCCCAAUAUUUUUACUUCAAAGUACCAGCAAGAUAGAUAUAUAGUUGAUAAAAGUGCCUACGUGCAGAUUGUUCCAAUUAUGACGGCGUUUGGCCGCUACUGAACUAUGACAAACUACCAUCGCAAGGAUUCAAAAGAAGAAGGAGAAAAUACAUUUCAUUUUCUCUGCCUUCCCUUUUCUUGCCUGCCACAGAGGCUAAUGGAAUUUCAAGGGGACAACUGGUCUUAGCAGAGUACUGAUAAGCAUUAUAACCUACGAAGUGAUUUUCCUGUUCCAAGAUAUAAUACUGUUAAGUAUGGCAAGCACAGUAUCAGAUAUUUAGGCCCACAAAUAUGGGGCAAGAUAAGCCAGGAACUCCUCAGUAAGACCAGUCUUCAGGCAUUCAGGAGAGGGGUGCGUGCUCUCAAUGUGCUUGGCUUGCUGGACGGUACGUGUGGCUGCUGUGCAUGCUCAUCUUAGAGUGGUGGGUAUGCAUAGUGGCUUCUGCUGUCUGGCUGCCUGGUGUAUUGGGAGUGUGCUCCUCUAUCCUCUAUUUAAUUCGUCUAAUUUAAAUUUUCUGGACUUUUAACUUUCUGAAUUUUGUAUUUAUGUUUGACUGCUGCUUAUAUGUUUGUCUUAUAUUGUCUGUUCGUUUGUCUGUCUAUCUGAUUGUCUGUUUUGUUUUUUGUCUAUCUAUUUCAUGUUUGUCUUUGUUUGUUCCCUGCUUGUCCUGCUGUUUGUCUGUAAUAAUUUUAUAUAUUAAUGUUAUUUUUAUAUACUAAUGAUAUUUUAAGAAUACAUUUUGAAUAUUUUUUACGUAUACUUGAUUUAAUCUUAUAUUAUAUCCAUUUUAUUUAUUUAUAGUGUCCACAAUUAGCUUUUGGCUAAAUACCUUGACACUUUAAUAAAGUUUAUGUAUGUAUGUAUGUAUGAUUAUCAGCAAGGCCUCAAAAAUUCAGUCUUUAGUUUCUUCGCGCGGGAAUGCUGGGAAUUCCAGUAACAAAAAAUAUUUUUUAAAAACCCAUUUCGAAUUCGAAUAUUUCUCUUUCUUUCUCACUCAUUUGAAAUUGAAACGAUAAAUACGUUCAAACACUCCCGUAGUUCCCUCGGAAACCACACCCGAUUCCAGACUAAAAUGGGUAAAGUCUACACCCGACUUCAAAUCUUCAAAAAGGUGCAAAAACCAUACCCUUUGGGACGGCACAUAGUAACCUAUUAGUAAAUAGCUAAUUUCAGGGAGUACCACCCUCGACGUUAGCUCACGACAGUUUGAACAAAACAGACACGACAUAUGCUUGGGUAGGGCCUUUUCUUCAAUAUCACACACUCAGCUACGGGACCGCGCUGACCUGGACACUACUUUUGCAAGUCUGAAAAGCGUUUACCUCAACCCCUGCCGAAAUCAAAUCUACGCGUCGGAUACAUCCGGAAAUCCGCUUCUAUCCUACCUAGUGUUUCAUUCGAUCCUAGAUCUUUUAUUGAAAAUCUCUUUUUGAGCAAACUUUUACUAAUCCUAUUACAUUAUUUUAUCAUAUCUGGUUAAAAACAGUAUUCAAAGGAUCAUGAACAGAAGAGGUGAGAAAUGCGUAGGCGCCGGGUGGGAGAAAUCGCUUUCGUUUACCAAAGUAACAAGAGAAAUGAAUCAGUAACAUUGGUGAGCAAAUAAUCAUUAUAAAAAUUUGGAAAAUGGAUGGAAAAGGUUACGUAUAUUUGGAAAAUCAGGCAUUCUCGACCGUGAACCUUUCACAAUCAUUCAGGCUUCGUGCAAUUUCUCACCUCUACUGAUUUUCGAAUUCGGAAGUAUUCGUCGAAUUUUUGCUUUCCCUGGUAAAAUCCAUCGGUGAAUUCUCAAUGGUAUAUAAAAAAAUGAGUCCUCUGAUGUGGCUUAGGCCUAUAAUCACGAUUUCGGCUUGUAACUAGUUCAAAUCUACAAGUUUUGUUGAGAGUAUUCCGGAUACGCUUUUGUUUCACGCGCGUCUUGUGGCAAUCUAAUGCGCAUGUGCAUCAGCUGACUGUGUCCCUUUAAUGACCAUUAUGAUGAAAAUCUAACAUAGGAAAACUGCAUCUGUUAUUGGAGCUACAAAACAUAUCAAUCAUUACUUGCCCCCUACCGCCUUGCAUGAUGUAUAUUACGGCCUUCUCCAAUUACACUUUGACUAUUGCAGCGUGGUGUGGGGUAGCAGUUGUUAAGUUUUGCGCGAUAAAUUUCAUCGGCUCCAGAACCGUGCCGAACGUUCUCAAAAACUCCAAUUAUGAUGCAGAUGCGAGAAAACUUUUAAAUGACUUGGGGUGGCAGAACCUUGAAACUCAGUGGCUAAUUCAUAAGGCUGUGAUGAUGUUUAAAUCUUUGAAUUGCCUUGCACCUGAUAACCGGUCUUUAAAAUUUAUACUCCGCGGCGAUAUAUUUAAUUCCUACUACCUUAAUAAGCUUGCUGUUCCCUUGCCAUGAAUCAAUUAUAGCUUCUGCUACAGCGGGGCUGCUCUAUGGAGCAACUUCCCCUCUAAUGCAAGACAAUAAAACAAAAUGUCCAACUAACUUUCGGAACGGCUGUUAACUUCUAGCUCGAACACUGCGUUCAUCGACAACAGGCCUUAAUUUAAUAAUUUUAUUUAUUUAAAUAUUUAUUUAUUUAUUAAUAUGAACAGUCAUUUUUGUAAUUGCUAUUACUGUUAAUUCAAGAGUUUGUAAUAUUUUAGGAUAUUGUAUAUUAGCCCGAUGUUUUUACCUUGUGUAAAUGAAAGUGAUGAUGAUGAUGAUAAUGUUAAGAAAUCGAUGUAGCUGGUAACUUGCAGCGUGUAAUGUGUCUGGGAAACUUCUUUUUUUCAGUGCUUAUCACCGUGUGAAAAGACUUUCAAAAAUGAAUCAGUUUGCAUCAAGGAGUGUGUAAGUAAAAUGUUGACAAACAUUUAUCAUUUUGAAACCGCCAAGCUUACCUUGUAGGAGGCAGAACCCUUUCUAGACGGUCUAAAGGAAGGGAAGAACGUUGAAUUGUACCCAGUCAAUCACUUCAAAUUUCUUUCAGUGUAGCUCUGGCCAGUUUUAUUAGCCUAAGUAUUGGCCGCAAAUAAGAAAAUAAAAUCAGCUCUUUGUCGUAAUUUGCCAGCCUUUAGUUGCAUUCAGUUUCGUUUUAAUUGUGUAAAUAUUUUUUGCUUUGCUUCUGAUUUUGCAGACUAAUUCUAGCAGUUGUGAAGCAAGCUGUUGGUUUCUGAAAUAUUUAAAAACACUCUCGUCAAUAAGAAAUGGAGAUGGAUCCAAACCGCCAAUCCCAGGCACACCAACAUUAAGAAACAGGACUUUCACAUCGAUAACCCUACAAUGGGAGCCUGUGAAUACUACAAAUGGUACCUCUGUGUACUUGAUUGCAGUGGAGUUUAAUGGGGAUUCCUUAAAGUCACCAUACUUCAUUAACACGGUGCGCACCCAGUUCAGAAUAUCAUUUUUCUUGAAAUUUAGCAGGCCAACCUGUCAAUUUAUUUGUUCUCAUUUAUUUUUAUCUAAUUUCCUCAAUCCAUACUACAGCGUGCGAGUGCUAAAUACAAAAAUAGUAAUUACGUUACAUACGCAGCUGCAUUGUCAGUCAACUUCUUUGAAAAAACAACUUAUGUUUGAGAAAUUGGGGAGUUACUACGGUUUUACUGCCUGAAGUCAUAACAGUCGCUAUUCUAGUUCAGCGCUAGCAUGUUUUAAGAGCUACAUGCAUGAUCGCCAGCAGUACCUAAGAAUUGGCUCUGAAAUGUCCAAUAUACGUAAAUCUGAGUUCCACAAGGAUCCAUUCUGAAACCGGCCUUAUUUAACGUGUUUAUCAACUAUUUGCCUGGCGUUCCAGAUUAUUGUUCCUUACAAUCCUUCGUAGAUUAUUCCAAAUUACAUCUAUCAUUCCCCGUCAAGGACAUCGACAGCGCUGCUCGACAAAUAACCGAGGACCUGAAGGAAGUUGCCUCGUGGUGCUGUCAAAAUAGCCUUUUGAUCAACCCUGAUAAAACGAAAUUGCUCUUAAUUGGCACCCGUCAAAAAGGAACUUAUGCGUUAUUUAAAACUCUCAGUAAGCAGUCUAUUUUUGAGAUAAGGCUGCUUAUAUUACUUUUGUCUUUGUAACGGUGAGAAUCAGAGGCUAUGUUACGGAUAUGUUGUUAAAAUCUUGCGAAUAUAUAGUUUUAUAGUUUUAUUUUUUAAUGUUUUAUAUUUUUAUAGUUCUGAUGUGAUGAUACAUGUAUUUGAUAUUGACGUAAUUACUUUGAAAAACCAUCCGUGGAAAGGAAUAAAGUUAUUACGGGCGACCAGAGGAGCCAGCAAUCGUAAUCCCCAGGUCGUUAUUUCGCAUUCGUACCACUAAGAAGGAACAGGAAUGCACAGAACCUAAUUUGAUCACGCGUGUUUCGAGCUUCUACCCCUCGUAAUCUUAUCACGCGUGUUUUGACCAUCUGUCACGUGAAAUUUACGCAAAGCACAGCGUUGGAGUAAAAGCGUUUGGACCUCACUGGGACCUUCGAUCAUCGUCGCCCGCAGUCCCCAACCUUUGGUUAUUACUAGUUAUUAUUAUAGUCGAGUAGCCUUGAGCCAUUAUAUGGUUCUUAGAGGUUGAAAUCUUUUCGGUUCUUCCUGACGUUCUUAUUUUACCAAAUCUCAUCUUUAGGUAUUAUUAGUUCCUCGCAUUACUAUCAGUACGUCAUCGCUGUGCGCAAGAGUCGGGUCACGUUUUCCUCGCCAAUCUUUCAAUGGUAUACACUUCAAAUACCAUGUAGCAGUCCUUACAGAGAAUUCAUCUAUCAGCUAUGGGACAAAAACA
Molecule: messenger RNA, 6396 nt
Organism: Porites lobata
Lineage: Eukaryota; Metazoa; Cnidaria; Anthozoa; Scleractinia; Poritidae
Source: the annotation of a GenBank genome assembly